AUGAUAAAUGCAACAAGGGAGGAGGUUCAAAGAUUGUUGGUUAUUUUGUUAAUGUUUGAGGUGUUGACUGGUUUGAAGUUGAAUCUAGAAAAGAGUUCGAUGACAAGCAUAGGAGCUGAGGAGAUGGUGGAGGAAUUGGCUAUGGAGUUGGGUUGUAAAACUGACGAAUUACCUAUCACAUAUCUGGGAAUGCCAAUUGGAGCAUGCAAGAGAAGUGAGGCAAUAUGGGAGGUCGUGAUUGAGAGGAUGAGGAAAAAGCUGGCUCCUUGGAAAAGAAAGUUUCUCAACAAAGCAGGUAGAGUAACUCUAAUCAAGAGCUCUUUGGAAAGUAUUGCAACAUAUUUCCUUCCAGUCUAUUAUCUUCCAGUUGCUGUGGAGAAACAGUUGAACAGUAUUAUGCGUAAAUUUCUUUGGGGAGAGGAUGAUGAGAAUAAAAAGAUGAGCUGGAUUUCUUGGAAGCGUAUAUGCAAGGUAACGGAAUCAAUGGGUCGUAGUUUAUGGUUUGGGAUUUCAAAGGCAAACGAAGAUUUUCAUGAAGCUGUUAAUAUUCGAGUGCAAAAUGGGAGAUCUAUUAGAGCUCUGAAUGCAGCAGAGAGUGUGGAUUUACUUGAGCUAAAAUUCGAUAUUAGAAACGUGAUACUAACACAGGAUUUGGAGGACGAAGUGGAUGGUGCUUGUACAACUAGGGCUCUUUAUGCGAAGUUUGAAGAGGCGGAUGAAGAUUGGGAAUUUGCUCAGAUUUCUCAUAGUAGACUGGCGCCUCCUAAGGUCGUGUUUCUCAUCUGGGCGGCUCUACACAAUUCAGUUCCUACCAGACAUAUGCUACAUCACAGGGGGGUGACGUUCAGGUUAAUUGGGUUUUUAAUUCUCAGUUUGGAGUUUGCUUACAAGAUUGGAAGAUACAGGGAGUUUCAACAAAAUUAA
Molecule: messenger RNA, 924 nt
Organism: Papaver somniferum (opium poppy)
Lineage: Eukaryota; Viridiplantae; Streptophyta; Magnoliopsida; Ranunculales; Papaveraceae
Exons: 4
Coding region: 1-924 (307 amino acids)
Source: RefSeq, a predicted model, not a curated record